AUGGGGGUCAAAACGAUUUGCAACCCGAGUAUGGAGAAAGACGUACUCGUUUGCUCCCGGGCCUUGGAAUUUGUCACGAGCAGAGAAGAGAGAGAUCAAGACUUCUUGGCCUUAUCACAUGAUUGUCCAUACCGAUGCAACAAUUUGCUCCCUUUGCAAUUACGUUCUAUAUAUGAAAGUGCUAAAGGGGUAUGUUCAAAUCGUACUCGUCCCGAAGGUUGCAUUGCUGAGCGGUAUAUAGCUGAAGAAGCUGUAGAGUUUUGUACCGAGCAUUUAUCUGAUGUUAGUACAGUUGGAGUGCCUUCAAGCCAAAAGAUGGGAGUUUCAAAGCCAUUAUCAGGUUGCACAGUGAGCGUAGUUGAUCGGGACCUGUUGAACCAAGCACAUCUAUAUGUCUUGGAGAUACGGAGGAAGUCCUACCUUAUAUCAGCAACAUAUGAUCCACAUCCAGACCGCUUAUCCAAAAUUUAG
Prunus armeniaca (apricot) is the source of this 471-nucleotide messenger RNA. Lineage: Eukaryota; Viridiplantae; Streptophyta; Magnoliopsida; Rosales; Rosaceae. The record is from the annotation of a GenBank genome assembly.